Aspergillus udagawae is the source of this 2154-nucleotide messenger RNA. RefSeq lists its product as uncharacterized. NCBI's taxonomy places the organism in Eukaryota, Fungi, Ascomycota, Eurotiomycetes, Eurotiales, Aspergillaceae. Gene Ontology annotation, molecular function: DNA-binding transcription factor activity, RNA polymerase II-specific; zinc ion binding; DNA binding. The coding region runs from base 1 to 2154 and encodes 717 amino acids. The record is from RefSeq and is a predicted model, not a curated record. Gene Ontology annotation, biological process: regulation of DNA-templated transcription; DNA-templated transcription. The transcript is spliced from 4 exons.
AUGGAAAGAAGUCGUCCGUCCCGUUCUCGAAGGGCCGCCAAGGCCUGCUCGUUCUGUCGGCGCAGAAAGUUGCGCUGCGACGAGAAACCGACCUGCUCCAACUGCCAGGGAUAUGGAAAAGAAUGUGUCUACAUGACGGGUUCCCCGCGGCCAAGGCCGUCCAAUGCCCGCAUUGCUCGGCUGCUGGCCGAAAAUGAGAAGCUUCGAGAACGGCUAGGGGAUGCUCCGCGACAGGAUGCAGUUCAGCCCAGCGCAGAGGUCCAGGAACAGUCCGACGUCGACAAACGAGGCCAUCCCCAGUCGGUGGUCUCGGGCAUGUUUGUUUCGGCCAACGGGGAUUCCAGCUAUCAUGGCCUAACUAGUACCCUGUUUGAUGAUGCCCGGAUGAGCCGGCACAGCCAGAUGCAGCUGGCCGAUUACUCAGGCCCAGUGGAGCCCAUUCGCAAGCAGCUCAUGGGGGAAGCGGCUUAUCAGAGGCAACUGGAGGAAUUGAACUUUCGACAAGGAAAGCUAGACUUUGAUGGCGUCGACCCGGAGCUAGGAAUGCAUUUGCUAUCCCUCCACUGGAAUCGGCAGCACCACUCCUUUCUGAUCACCUACCGCCCAGCUUUCAUGCGCGACAUGGCCACCAAUGGUCCCUACUUUUCCAAAUUACUGCUUAACGCCAUCUACUUUGGAGCAUCAAAGUUCAGCAACCGGCCAGAGGUCCGGAAGGAUCCGGACGAUGCGCGGACGGCCGGGUGGACCUUUCGGAUGAGGGUCAAGGAACUGCUGGGCAGUGCUUUGGAUCGGAGUGAGAUCACCACAAUUCAAGCCUUGCUGGUCAUGACGAGCUCUCUUUUUGCAUUGGGGGACGAGCGUAGUGCCGCAUGGCUGUAUGCCGGGACUGCGUUUCGAAUGAUCAUCGAUCUCGGGAUGCAUGUGGAUGCGACGCUGCUUCCCAACAUGCGCCGGCUCUCCGGCGAGGAUCUCGAGAUCCGUCGGCGCGUCUUCUGGGGUGCCUUUGUGGUCGAUAAGAUUCAGUCGUUGUAUCAAGGGCGACCGGCCAGCCUCCAGCACUUCGACACCAAGGUUCAGCUGUCUUUCCUGGACCAUUUCGAGGAGCUCGAGCCGUGGCAGCCGUUUGCGUAUUCCGAUGUGCAGUCAUAUCCGGGGUCUCCAGCCUACAGUGUGUCGACAUUCACCCAGCUCUGCAAGCUGUCGCUCAUCCUGAAUGAGAUCCUCAACAAGGUCUACUCGGAAAGAAGCUCCAACCGGUCACCGCAGGAUCUCAUCGCGACGCUCAACUCACUGGACGUGCAACUCAAGAACUGGAAUGCCGCCCUGCCAGAUCACUUACGGUUCGACAACGAGACCACCGGUGCGGUACCGCCGCCUCAUGUCCUCUCGCUGCUGGCGCUGUACAACGUCUUGGUUAUCCUUCUCCACCGACCCUUUGUCUCCGAAGGUCAUCUUCACACCGCAGACCCGUCGGUUGCCCUGAGUUCCUUCACCACCUGCACGGCCGCGGCAUCCAGUAUCCUGCAUUUACUCCAGGCCUAUGAUCACACCUUUUCUAUCCGACGAGCGCCGUACCUAAUCUCAUACGCCACCUACGUUGCGGCGACGAUCUUUGUGCGAGUGGCGGCGCAGCGUGAAGGUGCCAGUCGAGCCCAUUCCAGUCUCCGCACUUGUCUGGACAUCUUCCAGAAAAACGAAGAGACCAACUGGGCCGUGCGACGAGCUCACAAUGUUAUCCUGCACCUGAUGGAGCGCAUGGGCGUUCACUUGGACCCUCACCCCGCCGUGCCCGCCGAGGCGGAGCGAAGCAUGGUCGAGCAGUCCCGGAACCUGGGUGACUCCUCAUGCGGCAGACCUCUCGGACUGGAAGGUGCUGGUAGUCGAGAGCCUCCGCCAGAUAUCGAGGUGUCUGAACUGGACAUUGAUAUGAUCAUUCAAAGCUUUAUUCGCACGCAGCCCAGACCCGCCGACGAGCAGCCCUUUUAUGAAAGCGUUGAGCCCUUUUUCGGCUCUGCUGUGCCUCACGCGGCUCACCAGGGUGCUUCGACUCUAUCUAUGCCUUCCACUGCUCCUGACUCAAUGUCUUAUGUGCCAUUCGAUGAUAUGCUGUUUGGGUUUAAUGGAUCUCCCCAGGACAAUCUAUUUGGCGAUUAA